AAAUUUCACUAGGAAGUACAUAUAAUUAAUUUUGCAAAUUGAUCAUCAAAAAUAUUCCAAACAUAGGAGUAAACUUUAUAUUAAACCUUUUUUGAUGAACAACAACGGAUAGUUCACCUUAUUGGAUGCUCACUGUAGUUGCCAGCUGAUUGGCCUACUUAAGAUAUUGGCGCCAACAGCUGAUUUCAACCGGCGUUUAUUUACACUUUCAAUUAGCUAGCUAGUCGUCGCAUGGCUCGGCUGUUUGGUCAAUAAUCCCCCGGAAUACUUCCAAUUCCGGAGGUGUUGAGACACCUUUCGUGUUUGGGGGACCAUUAUAUCACGCAAUCCCAUCAAGGACAUGCCAUCGCAUCGCGAUGACAAACUUUCUGGAUCAGUUGCCCAAGCAUAUCAGGGAAAUCGCGGAGCAGGUUAAUGUUCUGGCACCGGAGGAGGUGCUGACGACCCCCAAGGUGCGAUUCCUGGACACCCGCCACCAAUCGCUGCACACAAUCGUGCGAAAAUGCACUCCGGAUGAUGUAAGGGUGCUCAAGGAUGCGGCGGCCAAGUGGCUGGCAGAGAUGCCCCAGUCAGCGGAUUCCCUCUUCAAGCCGCUUGUCAAUGUUAGAUGGUCCCGGGUGUCGUUCGGAUGUUCCGCUUUAGAUCGCUGCACGGGCGGUGGAGUGGUCACUCGUGGAAUCACCGAACUCUGUGGAGCAGCCGGCGUGGGCAAGACGCAGUUGCUCCUUCAGCUAUGCUUAUGUGUCCAGCUACCCCGUGAGUUGGGUGGCUUGGGCAAAGGCGUGGCCUACAUAUGCACGGAGAGUUCCUUUCCGGCGAGAAGACUGCUGCAGAUGAGCAAAGCCUGCGAGAAGAGGCAUCCGCAAAUGGAGCUCAAUUUUCUGGGAAGCAUCUUUGUGGAAAAUCACAUUGAGGCGGAACCUCUCCUGGCGUGCGUUAUAAACCGCAUCCCGCGACUGAUGCAACAACAUGGCAUUGGCCUGAUCAUCAUUGAUUCUGUGGCCGCGAUAUUCCGGCUGUAUAAUGAUUAUCUGGAACGAGCACGACAUAUGCGUCGACUGGCAGACGCUCUGCUCAGCUACGCGGAUAAGUACAACUGUGCCGUGGUCUGUGUGAACCAGGUGGCCACUAGGGACGGUCAAGAUGAGAUUCCCUGCUUGGGAUUGCAGUGGGCGCACCUAGGACGCACUAGAUUGCGUGUUUCCCGGGUGCCCAAGCAGCAUCGCAUGGGUGAUCAACUGAUAACGGUGCGCAAACUGGAGAUACUUUACUCACCAGAGACCCCCAAUGAUUUUGCCGAGUUCCUUAUCACUGCAGAUGGUGUGGUGAAUGUUCCGGAGCCAUCUGUUCCCAGCCCACCUGCCAAAAUGCGUCGACUGUGAUUGAUUGAAUUUAUUCUGUUUAUUUUGUUAUCGUUUAAUUUGUUGAAUUUAAAAUGUGUAACGGCGGAGCGUUCAAUCAGCCAUACAAUUGUCUUAUACUCCUGUUAAAUUCAGCGGAAUAGUUUAGGGUUUAAUAAUUUGAAUUAACUUAUUUGCCAUUCAGGUUUAAGUAGCAUUAAAAUAUAUAAAAACAAAUUUAGGAAAUUUAUUUAUUUUAACGAACAAAAGGUUUUCUGAUGAACUGAAUGACGAUAACGCAAUAUUGUUUCAACUUUUCUUAAAUAAAUGUAAAGUUCCGAUAAAUUUAACCAGAGCUUAAGCCAUUUUUCGGGCUUAAUCUUCUUAUUUGUUGCCUUAAUUCCUUUUUUGUACAAACACUCAAUAAAUAUGUUUCAUUCAAUUGCAAUUUACAGGGUAGCAGAGCUUACAGGCCUACAUACAGUAUAGUUCAUAGUUCAAGUAGUAAAAUCAAUUUUGUAAUCGCCUCGUAUACAUUAUCACAUGAAAUUCUCAAAAGUUCAGAUUACAAUUUGCCAUAGUUUACGCGGACAUUUAAAUGCGACAUUUACAAAAGCCUAGCCUUAGCGUUUAAGUAUAUUAAAUAAAUAAAAUACAAGCCUAAAAUUGAACAGAUUACGCGACAAUUAAAUUACAAUUAAGUAAUACAA
This is a messenger RNA of Drosophila sechellia, 2050 nucleotides long. RefSeq names its product X-ray repair cross complementing protein spindle B (gene spn-B). Gene Ontology annotation, molecular function: ATP-dependent DNA damage sensor activity; four-way junction DNA binding; ATP binding. The record is from RefSeq and is a predicted model, not a curated record. The transcript is spliced from 4 exons. Lineage: Eukaryota; Metazoa; Arthropoda; Insecta; Diptera; Drosophilidae. Bases 357 to 1382 code for a protein of 341 amino acids. Gene Ontology annotation, cellular component: Rad51C-XRCC3 complex; replication fork. Gene Ontology annotation, biological process: double-strand break repair via synthesis-dependent strand annealing; telomere maintenance via recombination; resolution of mitotic recombination intermediates.